CCUUCUAACAGUGGUCCUCGACAAGAGAAAAUCAUAUCAAUAACUUCGACAUGGAUGGGACACUUGUUCGUCGCCUGAGCUUUACUGACAUUUUAAAUGUGUCUGUGUUCAGCGGAGCAUGCAUCUUUAUCGCGUUACUCGUGUGCAAACGAUUUACAGAACAUCCAUUGAACAGCCGCCUCAGAAAGACUUCUAAAGUCGAUGAAUUCAUUCAAAAGCAACUGGCGACGAAUCUUUACCGAGAAGAUUUCGAUUUACUCCCGUCGGUGAUGGGAAAAGAUGACGAUUUGUACUCGAUCGAGAAAUGUGGUAGUGUUAUGGAAGGUUAUGGCUUCUUCUCAGUUGAUGUGACAGGAAGCGAACAAGACAUUGAUAUCAUGGUUUCACCAACGAUUCUAAGUGUUCACGAAGACGACAUUGACGUUAGCCGUACCCCUGUGGGGUUUGUUUGGGUGCAAAUCGACGAAUUAUUACAACGGAUGAAAAACUCUGGAUCAAACUUGCUUCAAAUUCUGAAGAAAGCGAAUCAGCAAUUUGUAAGUGCGAGUGCAAUUUACAGUCAUUUCCUCCGAGUCACGCAAGAGAAUUUUAAUGAUGGCGACUUCGACGUUGUACAGAAUGAACCGGCUAUAACAUUGAGAGCAAAAGAAAUAAAUGCACGAAGGUAUGGCUACAUGAGAGUCAUGGACAUUGCUGUCGCUUUGAGUUUCUCUGGUUGGCCUCGAAGUGCAGUAGAAUGGUUGAAUCGAGAAAGCAGAGACUUCCGGCUUCUAAGUACUGGUACGAUACAAAAAAUUGCCAGAGGUGGGUGUCAUUUGGUAUACAAGCCAUCAGGCUCCUCUGAAAAUUCCCAUUUAGAUUGGAGGUUUUCAUUCUCUAAAGCAGAGAAAACAUUGCUCCAGUAUCACAGUGACAAACACGCUUUAAAACUCUGUUACAUCAUGUUGAGGUAUGCUUACAAGAAACACCUGAAACCAAGGCUGGGAAACAAGAAGAUUUUAGCGUCGUACUAUUUGAAGACAAUAUUCCUUUGGCUUGCCGAAACAGAUACUGGCUUCGGUUACCAUAACCUCGCUGAUCCCCGCUUAGGCGCCUUGUUUGAACUUAUGAUAAACAAAGUGAGGGAAGCUUACGACAAACAUUUUAUGUCUCAUUACUUUAUUAGUCAUUGGAACUUGUUGCGUGACCUGUCGAAAUCAGAGCUUAAUCACGCCCAAGACCUCCUGGAUGAUCUUUCUCAAAAUAAAAAGGAGUAUAUCAGUUACAUUCAAGAUAUCAGAGAGUAUAUUUUACCCUUAGCCAAGCAAUCUGGAGGAGCUUACAACGAACUUCUCGUAAUUAUUGACGAAUCUGCCACGAGACAUACUCUUUUCCAAGCUUUUUAUAUUUCGAGUUUCAUCUUUGGAACACUCAUAUUCGUCAAGUGUGUUCUGAAUGCUCUCUACUUAGACAUAGCACUGUGUUCAGUAUAAGUUUACCAAGAGGAGUAUCUUACUUUAUUUUAACCCGGUGGAUUUAAAUACCUUUGUUUGCACAGUACUCAAGCAUCAGAAGAGCUGUGACAGGCAUCCAAUUCUAUUCUUUCAAUGUCCCUGCGGAUUCAAACGUUAUCGUUAUGAA
Messenger RNA from Stylophora pistillata, 1620 nucleotides. RefSeq lists its product as uncharacterized. NCBI's taxonomy places the organism in Eukaryota, Metazoa, Cnidaria, Anthozoa, Scleractinia, Pocilloporidae. The record is from RefSeq and is a predicted model, not a curated record.